UUCUAAAAGCACGGUAAUUACGACCGAUGCGUAUUUAAAAGUAGAAAGCAUCGCGAACUUUAGGUAGAAAGUACGACUUAUUACGUAGGGUGAAUCAUCGCGGUCGCGAUAAACAUCGUCUCCUUUUCGAAUCGGAUUACCUUUCGCGAUAGAAACUUUGAAGAAAAUAAUAAACGGCGAGCACCGAGCGAGCGUUUGACGAGCCGAGCUCGUCGCGAGGCUUGAUUCCAAUUUAAACGACUGUUUCCAUCGGAUGUAUAUGAAUCGUAAAAGCGGCUGUUUCAUUGAUCGCCCCGACCCCUUAAACGACGACGAGAAAAGCGACGGAUUAAAAUACGAGUUUAAUGAAAUUCGACCGAACGGGCGAACUUCUUUCACGUCGUUUGUCAGGAUACAACGGAUUCGAUUUGUAAUUCAACGAUCGUUAAACGUAAUGAGGAUGUUGUUGCGACAGUAAGUAGGUCAUUGUUGUACGGCAGCCGGUGGCGUUGCGUCGCCGACUUUUUACCGUAAGUCCAUCGGGUGACGUCAACGGUGAUUCCUCGAACGCAGGAUAUCGCGUUCACCGCGAACGUGACGCGUAGCACGUAAUCUACUAUCUCGGAAAUGAGAAAAGAAACGUUCGAUAGCUUUCGAAUCUCUUUGCCUCUGUUUUUCGCUACAGCUUACCUACGUACGCGGAUAUAGAUUUUUCGUUUGCUUUCGAGCGGAUAAUAAAUAUAGGUCAGGGGAAAAAAGUUAACCUCGCGAAGAGUGGGACAAGCUCGGAAAGAUAGCGAUUAAACGAAAUAACGUAAAUAAAUACCGAUAUUGCGCAAAGCGUGAGAUUGGCAACGAUCGAGGAUCGUUAACGUCGCUCGCGUAUGCUUGGAAUACGUAUCGAGAAAUUUUCGUUCCCGUGUCACGGUGAUUCAAAUUCCGUUUACGGUACACUUUGGUGUUUCUAAAUUCCAUCGACGACGGUCCAGUCUCGCGGUCGUAUCUUUUCUGGUUAUUUACGCUAGAGCGCAUCUCGAAGCAACCUCGAAAUAGAGAAAAUACUCGAAACGUUGAUGUUGACGACAUAUUUCAAGGUCGUCGUUAGCUAACUUAUUACGUUUAUUCUCUGAAACCGUUAAAGUUCGUUUACGCCACACCAGCGUAAAAUGUACGUUUCUAGAGCAGAAUAACGCGAUAGUUCGUACAACGUCGGAACAAGCUAUCGAAAGUACGAGUCGUAUUCGACGCCGUACUUAUAUCUGGCCGUAUAAGCGAUACUCCAUAGUUUUGUACGUAUUUUUAUUUUUCUUGGAUGGAGAGGCGAGGCAUUUUGCAUCGCUGACCGAAGGAAGGAAUAUGUGGAACACACGGCUAGGACAUGGAGAGUGAUUCAACGUUUACCGAAUUCCUCGGUGCAAACGUAAAGUUCCAUUUCUACCGGGCGUAGACUAGAGGCGGAAGAGUACGUUAGGCGAAGAUGCGCGUCGAGAAAGAGCGCGAGAAGGGGCGAAAGAGAGGUCGAAGAAGAGAAGGAGGCGGAGGACCGUUAUGCGGCACGUUCGACUUCGAAAGACGAUCGAUAGAACAUGGGCAUCGAAAGCGUUUUAACGGGAGGUUUGACCUCCGCAUCCAGCGGACUAUCGUGGUUCUUCCCGGUGCUCGCAGCGGCUCUCGUCUACUUCGAGUACGAAGUGAUGGACAACGAAGCACCACCGAUUAAUAUACCUUCGGAAGUACUGCUGCCAUCGUACGACUUUAUCGUUAUCGGAUCUGGUUCCGCGGGAGCCGUGGUAGCGAGUCGCCUGUCGGAAAUAGAAAAUUGGAACGUGCUCCUUCUAGAAGCUGGUGGUGAUGAAACGGAAAUCUCCGACGUUCCUCUUCUCGCCGGUUAUCUGCAGCUCAGUCAAUUAGACUGGCAGUACAAAACGGAACCCAACGGAGAAGCCUGUCUAGCGAUGGAAGAGGGUCGCUGUAACUGGCCACGUGGGAAAGUGAUCGGAGGCAGUAGCGUGCUCAACUACAUGCUCUAUCUUCGCGGCAACAAAAAAGACUAUGACAUAUGGGAGCAGCUAGGCAAUCCAGGUUGGUCUGCCAGGGACGCUCUCUAUUAUUUCAAAAAAUCGGAGGACAACCAAAAUCCCUAUUUGGCCCGAACGCCGUAUCAUUCGACCGGGGGUUAUCUAACCGUUCAAGAAGCACCGUGGCACACCCCGUUGGCCGCAGCGUUCGUUCAAGCAGGCCAAGAAAUGGGCUACGAGAACAGAGAUAUUAACGGGGAACAUCAAACCGGCUUUAUGAUCGCUCAGGGAACCAUCAGACGCGGCAGUCGAUGCUCCACGGCGAAGGCCUUCCUGCGACCAGCCAGGCUGCGCAAGAACUUACACGUCGCUAUGCACGCGCAGGUCACCAAGAUUUUAAUAGACGCGAAAUCGAGGAGGACUUACGGCGUGGAAUUCGUCAGGGACGACAAGAUGUUCCGUAUUCGCGCUAAAAAGGAAGUGAUCGUUUCCGGAGGUGCUAUCAAUAGCCCGCAAUUGCUGAUGUUGUCGGGAAUCGGACCUAGAGAUCACCUGCUACGACACGGGAUACCGGUGAUUCAGGAUUUAAAAGUGGGAGAGAAUCUGCAAGACCAUGUCGGUUUGGGAGGUUUGACGUUCAUGGUGAAUCAACAGGUUUCGAUGGUGGAGAAGAGGUUGCACAGCGUUCAAGCUGUGAUGCAGUACGCCGUCUUUGGAGACGGUCCUCUGACCGUGCUGGGCGGUGUCGAAGGCCUAGGCUUCGUCAAUACGAAGUACGUGAACGCCUCCGACGAUUUCCCGGACAUAGAACUUCAUUUCGUAUCAGGGUCGACGAACUCCGACGGUGGUAGGCACAUCAGAAAGGUUCACGGAUUGACGAAAAGAUUCUACGACGCUGUAUUCGGGCCCAUCAGCGAUAAGGACGUGUGGAGCGUGAUUCCUAUGCUUUUAAGGCCAAAAAGCAAAGGCGUUAUCAAGCUUCGAAGUAAAAAUCCUUUCGACCAUCCUUUGAUUUAUCCGAACUACUUCAAGGAACCGGAAGAUAUCGCGACACUGGUCGAAGGAGUCAAAAUAGCAAUCGCCCUGAGUAGAACCGCUUCGUUCAGACGCUUCGGAAGCGAACUAAAUUCGAAACAAUUUCCUGGCUGCAAACACAUUCCUAUGUACAGCGACCCGUACUGGGAAUGUAUGAUCAGGCACUAUUCCGCCACCAUCUAUCAUCCCGUGGGCACUUGCAAGAUGGGUCCUUACUGGGAUCCCGAGGCUGUGGUAGAUCCUCAGCUUCGAGUUUACGGAGUUACCGGACUCAGAGUCAUCGACGCGUCUAUAAUGCCGAAUUUAGUUAGCGGUAACACCAAUGCGCCGAUUAUCAUGAUCGGCGAGAAGGGUUCCGACAUGAUAAAAGAAUUCUGGUUGAAGAGAAGAGGCCGAGGGUGAACAUCGCGGUUCUCGUAGACUAAUUUAAAGCGAUCGUUUAAAGCGUCGGUGAUACGCGAUAAAAACGUUACCUCGAAUCUUGCGUAUCCCUGUACAGCCACGGUACGGAUUAACCGCGUCGUUGAUUUAAAAUGCGAAUAAAAUAAUUACUACGACUGCGUCGACGGUGGUACAAAGUUACACCAAGUUUUCGAGUACAUGUAACGCGUAAGUGUCGACGCACGUUUUGCUGCUAAAGUAAUGAUAUUCGUUGAUCUUUCCCGACGAACUUGUACCAUUUAUGUACAGCGAAAGUUAAUACAGCGGCAUUCUAUUUAUUCCUCGAGUUAUCGAGAGACAAACCUCAAGGAUCGUACAGCGAUUGAACCAUUUGGUUUUUCGUUCGUGCGUUAUCGUAUCGUUAUUGUAAUUCAAAGUGUAAGCAAAGCAGCAUAAAGGAUGACAAAAGCGUACAAAUAACAAAAUCGUCGAAAGGAAAAGAGUUAUUAACGACGUUGGUUACUCUCUUUUGAAAUUGUCCUUGCUUUGAUCUUUAAAUGUACAUAGUUUGCGAUAUACCUGAUAGAACGUAGCCAAUUUUUUGAACGGCGCGGCAAAAUGUAAAUUUUUCUUUUUAAUGUAAAUACUACGUAUAGAUUUAUCAUAUCGACACGAAUAAAAGAAAUCGAAUUCUC
Bombus huntii is the source of this 4108-nucleotide messenger RNA. RefSeq names its product glucose dehydrogenase [FAD, quinone]. The record is from RefSeq and is a predicted model, not a curated record. The transcript is spliced from 4 exons. Lineage: Eukaryota; Metazoa; Arthropoda; Insecta; Hymenoptera; Apidae. Bases 1566 to 3434 code for a protein of 622 amino acids. Gene Ontology annotation, molecular function: flavin adenine dinucleotide binding; oxidoreductase activity, acting on CH-OH group of donors.